Messenger RNA from Penicillium brevicompactum, 1755 nucleotides. RefSeq names its product adenosine deaminase family protein. Gene Ontology annotation, biological process: adenosine catabolic process; inosine biosynthetic process. The transcript is spliced from 4 exons. Bases 1 to 1755 code for a protein of 584 amino acids. Gene Ontology annotation, molecular function: adenosine deaminase activity. The record is from RefSeq and is a predicted model, not a curated record. Lineage: Eukaryota; Fungi; Ascomycota; Eurotiomycetes; Eurotiales; Aspergillaceae.
AUGCGUCUGCUUUCAGUGUUAGGGGCAGCUAGCCUUUCAAUUUUGGGGGUCUCGGGGGCGUUGGUGAUUGAUUCAGACCCCGAUGUCAAUUCGACUCUCGUGCAGCAGCAUCUCAUAAACCGCGAGAAGCUGAUAGAUUUGGAAAAAACACAUCGCCAAGAUCACCUCUUCCGACAGAAUCUUUCCCCAACAGCUAAACGGGCAGAUGAGAUUGUGCAAGCCAUUCGGCAGGAUGAGAUUGAUAAUUACUGGCGGGUGGCUGGCACUGAUGAUGGUUCAGUUGAUGAACGGUUCGCAGGGGAGGUAUUCCCCUAUGCCCGACCGCUGAUCUCCAACACAACUCUUUGGAAGGUGAUCAGACGCAUGCCCAAGGGUGCUCUCCUGCAUGCUCAUCUGUCGGCCAUGCUGCCAUUCGACAAGAUUGUCAGAACAAUCAUUAGCACUGAGGGGAUGGUGGUAUCUGCGUCGCAGCCUCUUGAUACCGAGGAGGCCAAGAAGAAUGCCACAAUCAGCUUUGCCCACAACAACGACACCCUUCCAACUGAUGAGUCUCGGAUUGAUUCUGCAGAUUACACCCCAAACACGCAGAUCCCGGUUGAAGUCGCCUCCGCCAACUUCGAAGGCGGCGUGGAGGGCUUCAUUGCCUUCAUCAAAAGUAGGACCACGGUCCCACCAGAGGAUUCAGUCCGUCAUGAGUUGGGUGUGGAUGAGAUUUGGAGAAAGUUCCAAGCCGCAUUUGGUCCGACGGAUACCAUGAUCCAGUACGAACCAGUUGUCAGAAAAUUCUACCAGCAACUGUUCUCAGAUCUUGUCAAUGACGGUAUCAACUGGGUGGAGAUUCGGAGCGGUGGAUCAAGUGGAAAGUUGGUUCACGAUGGAGACGAAGAUGUUGACCCCAACCUUGAUGCCUGGUGGCAUGUCCUGGUUGAGGAGAUCGAUAAUUUCAAGGCGACAGAGGCAGGCAAAGCUUUCUUGGGUGCGAGGGUGAUUUGGUCCGAUUCGCGUGGAAAGAGUCGUGCUUCUCUCACCAAGAGUAUGAAAAUCGCUCUCGAGCGGAAGCAAAACUUCCCCGAGCUCUUCAGUGGCUACGAUCUCGUUGCCCAGGAAGAUCUGGGCCGUCCCCUUUCCGAUUUGACACCGGAACUGGUGUGGUUCCGUGAGCAGAGCGAUGCUUUGAAUCUCACUAUCCCAUACUUCUUCCACGCAGGAGAAACGCUGGGUGAUGGAAAUUCCACAGACUCAAAUCUGUUUGACGCUUUGAUCUUCAACACACGACGAAUCGGCCACGGGUUUUCCUUGUACAAGCACCCCAAUUUGAUCAAUCAAGUCAUUGAACAGAACGUUAUGAUUGAAGUCUGCCCCAUCUCAAACGAAGUCCUUCGCUUGAAUGAGGACAUCCUUCACCACCCGCUGCCAGCAAUGAUUGCCCACGGUGUUCCAACCGCAAUUAGCAACGAUGACCCAGCUAUUCUUGGGCAAGACGUGGCUGGCUUGAGUUAUGAUUUCUAUGAAGUUAUCCAGGCCUUCGAUAACGUUGGCCUCGCCGGAUUGGGUGCGCUCGCACAGAACAGUUUCCGUUGGGCAAAUUUUGAAGAUCAGUCAGACAAAGACUGGAUCCGUGAUGUUGACCGUGGUGAGGAUGGAGCCGGUGUCAAGGCCAAGAACAUUCAAACUUGGAACAGUGACUGGGAGGACUUUUGCAAGUGGGUUGUGGAUGAAUACGGCUCAAAGUAUGGAGCGAUCAGCGAUGCCUGA